Molecule: messenger RNA, 348 nt
Organism: Phodopus roborovskii (desert hamster)
Lineage: Eukaryota; Metazoa; Chordata; Mammalia; Rodentia; Cricetidae
Product: 60S acidic ribosomal protein P1-like
Exons: 1
Coding region: 1-327 (108 amino acids)
Biological process (GO): cytoplasmic translation; translational elongation
Cellular component (GO): cytosolic large ribosomal subunit; ribosome
Molecular function (GO): ribonucleoprotein complex binding; structural constituent of ribosome; protein kinase activator activity
Source: RefSeq, a predicted model, not a curated record
AUGGCCUCCGUCUUUGAGCUCGCCUGCAUCUACUCCACCCUCAUCCUUCACGACAACGAGGUGACGGUCACGGAGGAUAAAAUGAAUGCCCUCAUUAAAGCACCUGGUGCCAAUGUUGAACCUUUCUGGUUGGCCAGUGUCAACAUUGGGAGCCUCAUCUGCAACAUAGGGAGGGGCUGGUGGACCUGCUCUGGAGCUGGAGCUGCACCAGCGGGUGGUCCUGCCCCCUCUACCGCUGCUGCCCCAGCUGAGGAGAAGAAAGUGGAAGCAAAGAAGGAAGAAUCUGAGGAAUCUGAUGAUGAUGUGGGCUUUGGUCCUUUUGACUAAGCCUCUUAUUAAAAUGUCCAA